Nicotiana tabacum (common tobacco) is the source of this 1141-nucleotide messenger RNA. RefSeq lists its product as uncharacterized. Gene Ontology annotation, molecular function: zinc ion binding. The record is from RefSeq and is a predicted model, not a curated record. NCBI's taxonomy places the organism in Eukaryota, Viridiplantae, Streptophyta, Magnoliopsida, Solanales, Solanaceae.
AACUUUUCAUUCCCUAUUUUCAGCUUUGUCCAUCCAAAUUCCAAAACUUUAAACCCCUCAAACAUUAUUAAAACCCAAAUCACUCAACCCCCAAUUCCUCCUAUUUCUUGAAGUUCCUAUAUUUUUGAAGAGAUCUACUUGAAAACCUAAAUCACUCAACCCCAAUUACUUCUAUUUUUUGAAGCUCUAGUAUUUUUGAAAAGAUCUACCUCCAUUUGUUUGGAACUGAAUCGUAAUUAUUGUUGUCCUGUUUUCUAGAAGAAAAAAUAGACAUGAACAAGAAGAAUUGUGAGUUGUGUGGUAAAAACAAGGCAAGAAUGUAUUGUGAAUCAGAUCAAGCAAGUCUUUGUUGGGAUUGUGAUACAAAUGUUCACUGUGCUAAUUUUCUUGUAGCUAAACAUUCAAGAAAUCUACUUUGUAAUUCAUGUCAAUCACUUACUCCUUGGUCUGCUUCUGGUCCAAAACUUUCACCUACACUUUCCCUCUGCAAUUCUUGUCUUGAAAAUACCUCGGCGGCCGCCGUUCAUUUGCAGAACCAAAAUGAAGAAAGAGUUGAAGAAAAUUAUGAAACAGAAACUGAUGAAGAAGAAGAAUAUGAAAGUGAGAGUGAUUCUGAUGAUGAAUAUGAUGAUGAUAAUGAAGAUGCUGGGAAUCAAGUUGUUCCUUUGUCUUCUUCUCCGUCAAUUUCUUCUUCUUCUACCGGCAGUUAUGGAGAUAUAUCUGCCGGAGACGGCGGUGACACGGCGGCUGUUUCUUCUCAGUGGAAAAAGCGAUUAAGGGAAAGUGAUUGUCUCCAUUCUGAGGAUGAAGAGGCUUGCUCCUCAGAUUUGAACUGCAACAAUUUGUUGGAAGAGAAUAAGGGGACAUCUUCUUCAAUAGGAUUCUUAAGACCAAUGAAAUUGCUUAGGACAAAUGAAUUGUCUUAAGAUUUCUACAAAAUAUGGAUUCUCAUUAGCAGGGUUGGAUUGGAGUUAAGAUUUUGAGUUUAUGGUUUUAGAUAAAUUAUUUAAUACGUAUUAAGUUCGAUUUUUUGAUACAAAUAUAGAAUUUGAAUUAAUAUUGUUGAACCCGUAAACAGAAUCUUAGCUUGUCACUAUCCGUUAGAAGUAUGUAAACCAAAUUAGUAGUCUUUUUAUUUGCA